Messenger RNA from Zophobas morio, 1090 nucleotides. RefSeq names its product leucine-rich repeat-containing protein 58. The record is from RefSeq and is a predicted model, not a curated record. Bases 1 to 1062 code for a protein of 353 amino acids. Lineage: Eukaryota; Metazoa; Arthropoda; Insecta; Coleoptera; Tenebrionidae. Gene Ontology annotation, biological process: signal transduction. Gene Ontology annotation, molecular function: protein binding. The transcript has 3 exons.
AUGGAGAAUUACACCUCCGACAGCAGCGACAGCGACGGCAACGGCAACAAAAUCCUAGAUUUUGCGUAUCUCCUCCUGGAUACCGCAAAAGUCGAAGAACACCUAGACGAAGCGAGCAAAGACAUCGGGAAAGUCGAAGACGUCGAAAGUAUAAUUCUCCACCACAACCAACUGACCACUCUCCCGAGGAAUUUCGCCAAGUUCGCCAACGUACAAGUGCUGGAUAUCAGCAACAAUGGGUUGAAAGUGCUCCCGGACGUCUUCGGAAAUUGGAAUUUGACUACGCUUAUCGCUAAAAAUAACUGCUUGACGAACGAAUCGCUGCCUAAAUGUUUUUCGGUUUGCGCGAGUUUGCGGGAGCUGAACUUGAGCGGGAACAGAUUCGAGUUUUUUCCGGAACAGUUGUUUGAUUUUGCGAGCUUGAGGUAUCUUUAUUUGGGGGGGAACAAGAUCAGGAGCGUGCCUAAGCAAAUAUGGAAGUUGAGUUGCCUGCAGAUUUUGUCAAUGGGGGGCAACCAGCUGCAGGAGGUGCCGUCGACUCUGGGGCAACUCAAACAACUGCACGCCCUCGUGCUUUGUGACAACAUAAUCGAAAGCUUACCGUCCAACAUCGCCAACUUGAACAACCUGAAGUCGCUUCUUUUACACAAGAAUAAAUUGCGGACGUUGCCGCCGGAAAUCGUGGCGCUCAAGAACUUGUCAGAAUUGAGUUUGCGCGAAAAUCCGCUGGUCGUGCGAUUCGUUAGUAAUAUAAGACACCACACUCCGAGUUUGAAGGAGCUGUCGGCGCGGGUGAUUAAGCUUCACCAGAUUGCGGUGCACCCUGGGGAUAUCCCCGGGACCCUCAUGGGGUACCUAGAGUGCGCUCAUCGUUGCGUCAAUUCCAACUGCAAGGGUGUGUUUUUCAACAAUCGUGUCGAGCACGUCAAGUUCGUGGAUUUCUGCGGGAAGUACAGGAUUCCGCUGUUGCAGUAUCUGUGUUCUGCCAAGUGCGUGACGGAGGAGGACGAAGAUCUGCGACCGCCUCGGCCAUACAUGAUGAAAAAAGUAUUGUUGGGUUGAAUCAUAAACAAUAAACUUUUAAUACUUU